CGUGUCUACACGAGAUAUACACAAAAAUAAUGUUUCGAUGACAAUUCCUUACUAUAUUGAUAAUUCCUAAACUCUAUAUAUCCUAUUAUGUGUGAUUUGAUAAUAUCGCUUUGUUUUAACGAAUUUAUUUACAAAUUGAGAAAGCUCGAUAAAAGUAAUUUGUAAUACGUAGAAGUUAUCAGCAAAAUUAAAUGUCAUUAAAUCGGUUUAAUUGACUGGAUGCUAUUUGGAUAAAUUUUGUCUUUUUAUACUAAGGGUACCGGUUUAGGGUACUUAAGAUAGCGGUUUACUAAAGAAAUGCUAACUAAAAAUAUUUUUGUGGGUCUUACUAAAGUUUUAUCUUUUAUCUACUCUUCUGGAAAAAAAUUUCAACGUUCAAUGAAUAUGAUUAGAUUAUUAAUCUUUGUUUUGAAAAAUACUAUGUCUAUUAUUCGGUUCAGUAAUCGAGAGAGAUAAUUCGUAAUACGAUCAUCUGACCACUUCGUAUAAUUGAGUCUAAAGUCGAGUAAAAACAUUGGAGUUGUUUUUUUUUUUAUUAAAACUAUUUAUUUCUAAACAAAAAAAAAACAAUUUUUAUGAAUGGCUGACUGAGAGAAGCAGACGGAAAUAUCUAAGACGCUUUUGGGUUAAACGUAAUGCGACCUUGAUUUCAUUGUGUUAAUAAAAAAUAAUAAUAAUAAUAUACCAUUGAAAAUAAUAAUAAUUUGUUCCAUUAUAACUAAGGAACUAUUUUUGUGUAACGUGUUUGUUUAUAUUGAGUGUGUCAAACAGUUAAAAUGAUUAUCUGGUACUCUUAAAAUUCAAUUAAAAAUCGAGUCGAGUAUUUGUUUAGUUCAAUAUUUCAAAAGCUGAUCUCAUAUUUGUCAGAGUAUGGUUUUACAGAUGACAACUCGACCCAGGCAACAGUAAAAAUUAUUUAGGCAGUUCGAUAAUUUCUCUUUGGAACUCAUAAUUGUAAUGCAUUUUACUACCUGUGACUAAGUGUAUAAUAACACGAGUGUGGUUUACCUGUGAAGGUCAUACGCUUGCCAAUGGUAUUAAUAUUUAUCUAAUCUUGACAAUUUUGUCCAUAUACAAACAACUACUUGUGUGGUAUAUUAUAAACCUCAAUGGAAUUUUUCACGUGGCAAUUGAGAUUUUUUUGCGUUGUGCAGUAUUGAAAUUAGUUAGCGUUUAAGUGUGUUCUACUUUUGUCACCAUGUGAAUAGACAAUGAAAAACAAGUGGGCCAUUUCUGAUGUGUCCGGUAGGGCUGGUCAUCAUAGGUGUGCUUGCGGAUAAGAUUGGUCGCAGAAAAGCUCUCCAGGUAUCAUAUAUACCUCUUGUGUUGGGUUGGAUAAUCUUAGCCUAUGCUGAAAAUCUAAACGCCAUAAUAGCCGGGAGAAUUAUUUUGGGCUUCUCUUUGGGCGCUGGCACAUGUGUGUACUUAUACUUGGCUGAGGUAUGUCCGGCUGUCCAUCGGCCACUUUUCUUCGGGUUGAUCACCGUGGCCGUUGCUCUGGGCACUUAUACUAUGCCCGCUAUGGCUGUCGACUACGACUGGCGAACUUUGUCUUUGAUGAACGUUGUGCUGAGUAUAACAGGAGUGCUUGCACUGUUCGCGGUACCGGAAUCUCCUAUGUGGCAGUGGCAUGCUGGACUCGACCAAGAAGCUAAGGCGACUGAAAGAUGGUGGGGUAUGGCCAACAUGUUACCGACUUGCACUGUCGUUAAAGUUUCAUCAGGCUCUAUUGCGUGGACAUCAAAGUCUGUGUGGAAACCAGCGUUACACGCCAUGAUAUUCUUCGCUUGUCAACAGGGUACGGGUGUUUAUGUGCUUGUAUCGUAUACUGUAGACGCACUUAGGGAUUACCGAGUGCCUAGUGACACCAUCACCAUCACUACUUGGCUAUCGGUUGCCCGGAUCGCUGGAAGUGCUCUGUAUGCGUUCCUAUAUACAGUCAAUCGAAAAACUCUCACUGUUAUCUCUAGUCUAGGCAUGUUUGUUGCAAUGAGCAUUGUGAUGGGUUACACGUGUAUCGUCCAGGAUAUACCCGAAUCGCCAUCGUACGGUAAAUUUAUCUUACCCCCCGCGUUUAUCCUAUACUUCUUCUUCGGCGUCUUGGGGACGAUACCUCUACCUUGGGCUAUGUGUGGUGAACUAUUUCCUAUGGGCGUUAAAGGUACAAUGACUGGUUUGGUUUAUUCUUGUGGGUUUUUUGGAAUGUUGUUAGCUAUUCAAAUUUAUCCUAUGUUAGUAUCAGCCUCGGGAAUAAUGUCAGUGUGGUCAUUUUUUUGUGUGUUUUGUUUAAUUACUGCAGCAUAUGGUGCCUUUUUUAUGCCUGAAACUAAAGGAAAAUCGUUGGACGAAGUACUAAGAUACUUUGAAGAUCCGCAAGAAAGAAUCGAACGUGGUUCAAAUAAAAGAUAGUCUUAUAUGCAUUUUUUACUUGUUUUAUAUUUCAUUACCUUCAUUAUAGUAAUAUUUUAAUGAAGUUGCAUUCAUGUAUUUAACUAUUUUAUAGAUUUUUUAUUUGUAAAUAACCUUAAAAAUAAAUUACCAUACUUAAAUUAAGUACAAUGUAAUAUAUUACCAUGUAAAAAUGAUUUUUUAUGAAUUUUGAAUUAUGUACAAAAGUUACCUACAAUAUUUUUGAUAUUGUUAUAGACUCUCAAUGUUAUAAUUUUAAGUUAUUCUAAAGUGAAUUUUAUGCGAUACAUAACUAUAAUGAAUGUUAUUAAUAAUAGUUAAAAUUUAUAUGACAUUUUUUUUCAUAUUUAUGACAAAAAAAUUUUUGUUUGAAGCCUUAAAAUUGUUUUUUUAUACAAAUACCAUUAAUUAAUUUGCUUUAUAUGAAAAUACUGUAUGUAUACCUUAUUUAAAGUCAAUUUUAUUAAAAAAAUACUCAUAAUACUAAAAUUUUAGUGUCAUAUAUUUACACAUUUAUUAUUAUUUGUAAAUUUGCACAUCAUAUCUUGGGUGAAUAUAUUUAUACCUCAGAAUUGUCAUAUGUUACUAACUGUGUAGCGCUUGAUGAUUGUAAUCGUAACACAACACUACAACGUUUCUCAUAAAUGUCUAACAGAAUAACUAUACAAUAAAUUUUUUUUCAAAAUGUACGUGUGUGAGUGCCAUUUUCUCCACGUAUAACAUUUGUAAGAUUAAUUCAGUAUAUCUUUUUCUUACUUUAUUGAUAUCAUUUUUAUUGAAUUAUAAUUAUUUUGGUGUAGAGUAUAUGCAGUUAUAAUGAGGAUACACGUGCAAAUUUAUUUUUAAUAAUAUAUUAUUGAAAUAAAAUGCAAGUGUUUGAUUUUUGACGCACAAGAGAAGCAAAGUUUCCCUUGAAACGAAACUCCGACAAUGCCACUAUAGGUAUAAAUAUAAUAUUUAUGUUUAAUCAUGUUUAUAAAUAUGAAUUAAUAACGUAUCUCUGUACAGAAAAUUCAA
Daktulosphaira vitifoliae (grape phylloxera) is the source of this 3426-nucleotide messenger RNA. Its product is annotated as facilitated trehalose transporter Tret1-like. The coding region runs from base 1237 to 2409 and encodes 390 amino acids. NCBI's taxonomy places the organism in Eukaryota, Metazoa, Arthropoda, Insecta, Hemiptera, Phylloxeridae. The transcript is spliced from 4 exons. Gene Ontology annotation, molecular function: transmembrane transporter activity. Gene Ontology annotation, cellular component: membrane. Gene Ontology annotation, biological process: transmembrane transport. The record is from RefSeq and is a predicted model, not a curated record.